GCUCCUGUACUCGAAUCCUCUUGCUAUGAAUGUCAGCAUACCAUUCGCCUUUUUCACCACCUGCUGUACCUGCAUGCCCACUUUCAAUGACUGGUGUAUAAUGACACCCAAGUCUCGUUGCAAAAGACCUUACUAAUGCUGUGCUCCCAACACUCUUGGAUGACCAACUCUACGGACUCUGUUGUUGUAGAGUGCUGUCAAUCAUGGCGACCCUAUGGGAUAGUGUAGUUGUCCACAGGGGUAUCUGCAUUUCUUCCAUGCAGAUAUUGCUGCCCAGAUUGGGGACCCGGCCAGACUCAGGACCAUCUGCCUCAAAAUCCUGCGCUCAUGCCAUUACAUCACCCACUGGCCCGAUAGACCAGUCCUCUUGGGUUAACCCAAUAAACCGUUGCUACCUAUAACCUGCAUAGAUGUAAAGGUAUUUCAUCCAUUUCUACCAAUAAUGACCAAAUUGGGGAAGAUUUAAUAGCACCACAACAUAAUCUCAAUGCUUGAGUUUGAACUUCAUCUCCGGGCUUUAAGACCGCUGAUGAGCCUGAUCCAUAAGCUACACAUUCAUAAUUCAAAGAAAGAUCUGCACUCCGGAGUCCGGACUCGCCGCACGUUCAUUAUUCUCUCCCUAACCAACACUUGCUCCUCCAUCUCAGGCCGGAGUUAAAAUGGCGCCGCACUGCCCGCACGCCAUUGGACGGGAGAAGUCUAACCUCCGGCUCGACCGGUUUCCGCGUAUUUACAUUACGACAGAAAAUGAUUAAGCAUUCACCAUCUCGGACGUUGUGAGUAGCAGCAGAGUUCGCCUUCCACCGUACAGCGAGUGGCGAAGAGAAAGCGAAACUACUCGGAGAGUGGGUGUGCACGGACGGACGGAUGGACAAGCUGGCGGAGGGAUGGAAGAAGGGGGCCCGCCAGGACGGGCAGAAAGGCCGGGGUUCGAGAGAGGGUGCGCGUGCGGGGGAGGACAGUCCGAGUGAGGUAGCUUUGAGGCCGAGUUGUCAGAAGCAAAAGAUGUUCGGGGAUGCCACCUUCACUGCCUCUCCAUUAAAAUACAGGAAACACACAAUUCAGCUCCAACAGGACCAAACAGACGAUAGUAGUGGCUUGGGAUGUGAUCACACAAGGAAGAUCAUUCAGAAAACUGGCAAAGGACAGGAGCCAGUUGAUGGCCGUAAUGAACAAAUGAAUGUCACAUCAAAUAUAAUUUCUUCUGAAAACUCUGAUCAUUCACGAGGCCACAGUUUCUAUGAUAAAGAUACACGGAAAAUGUGUUAUCCACUGAGGAAAACUUUAUUUAGUGACAAAAGUUGCCAUCAACAAAGUUUUAUGUCAAGACCUGUGAUGGUGGAGCCUGAUAAGAAUAUGGAAGCAGAGAAAUGUCGAUCUGCAGCAUUAAGUAGUUCCACAAAGCAAAGCUCUCAGUCUACGUUCCAGACCAGAGAUGACAACAGCAUCAUUCAGCCAAAGACUCGGAGGGCAGUGCCACCACAGGGUACUAAAGUUCUCUACCUUAAAGCAAUAUCAGAAGCAAUUGGUAGAGAUUUUCAGAAAGCAUAUCGGCAUUGCCGUACCAAAAGCACUGAUCGUUCGGAAGAGACAUUGGCUGGAUCGGCUAAACCUCUCAUGAAAGAAUGCAAGAAAACUGAAGAAAACAGCUGUCGGGAAGCAUCUCAUGUGGUUUGCUCUUCUCAAUAUAGCAAUCAACAACAAGAAAAUGAUUCUGAAAAUAAUUUUGUGAAGCAAAAAUGGAAUGUUGGAUUAAAGGCCAGUGAAAAUAACAUGGAUGAAAGACUAGACCGUAAGCUGGUAUCUACAGAUGUAACUGUGAAUAUUAAGGCACGUGUGGAGGAAAGAAGCAGUGAUUGUCCUCAAAGUGAGAGCGUUGGCUACAAGAAACUGAACUCUGAUGAUGAUGCAUCUGCUGGAAGUGACUGGUCUGAUGUUGAAGAUCCUGCUGUAAUAGCUACUUUUUCACAAGAAGAUUCCAGUCCAGUGAUUAACCUGGAAAGUUCCAGAUCUGGUACACCAUUGAAUGCCAAAUAUAUUACACAACCAUCUUUCAUGUACUCUACAUUCUGCUAUCCAGGUUCAAAACAUUGGUCAAGCCCUCAAACACCUCAGCGACCUUCAUCAACCAGCAGAUUUAAUGAUGACUGCUGUUAUCUUAACCUUAGUGAUGAUGAAACAGAAUCUUUGUCAAGGCUUUCAGAAAAAUGUUUACAAGGCUCACCGUCUGCUAAUUGCAAUAACUUGUCUUUUGAGUCGUUAAGUUAUUCACCACAUCAGUCUGAUCAUAGCAAUAGCAUGGAUUUUAGUAAGGGUUCUUUCAGCUCUUCAAUUAAAGAUUCAGAAUGUUUGGACCAUAAUUGGGGACUGAAUUACCAGAGGGAAGGCUUUGUGGAUACACAUUGCCAUCUGGACUUUUUAUACUCUAAAUUAUCUUUUAAGGGGACCUUUGCAAAGUUUAUGAAAGUUUAUGACAGCACGUUUCCAGCUGAGUUUCAUGGCUGUAUCACUGAUUUCUGUGACCCUCGCAGUCUAGUUCGUGGAAACUUAUGGGAAAGUUUACUGGAAGACCCUCUUGUCUGGGGUGCUUUUGGUUGUCAUCCACAUUUUGCCCGUUACUACACAAAUUUACAAGAAGGCACAAUUAUCCAAGCACUGAGACACCCAAAAGCCGUUGCUUUUGGAGAGAUGGGUUUGGACUAUUCGUAUAAGUGUUCAACAGACAUCCCUAAGCAAAAACAGGUCUUUGAGAGGCAGCUGAAACUUGCGGUGGCAUUAAAAAAGCCACUCGUUAUCCACUGCAGGGACGCUGAUCAGGAUCUUUUUGAGAUAAUGAAAAUCAAUGUGCCAAAGGACUACAAAGUUCAUAGGCAUUGCUUCACAGGCUCUUAUGAGGUGAUUGAACCAUUUCUACGGGAAUUUCCAAAUUUAUCCGUUGGAUUCACAGCCUUAAUCACCUACCCAUCUGCUGGUGUGACCAAGGAAGCAGUCAGAAAAAUCCCAAUGGAACGGAUUGUUGUAGAGACUGAUGCACCAUACUUUUUACCUAGAGGGGUUUCUAAAGGAGUUUGUAUCCAUUCCCAUCCAGGACUUGGCUUGUACACUGUAAAGGAAAUUGCUAGGCUGAAAGCGAUGAAACUGUCCACCGUUCUUCAUGCAUUGAGAAGAAAUACCCAUGGAUUAUAUGGAAUAUAAACAACUGACGAAAUCUCUGUUACUUGCAUUUUGAAAAUAUGAGUGCAAGAGAAAAUUUACAUGGAAAUAAUGGCAGUUCAGUCUGUUAUUUUUCCAACAAUGCCUUCUAAGGUUACAUGAUUUAUUUGUUUUAUUUUUAAUUGAGUUCUACAUAUUUGUAAUCAACUUUGACUACUAGAUGCUGCUGAUGUUUCAACUAUAGAGAACUUACUUGAAAGAUGAUCAGACGCUUAAAUAUCUGAUUAGCUUUGCUGAUUUACAACUCAAACAUGGUGUCUGUAUGUGUCAUGAACCAAUGGCUUGUGUUCUCUUUCUGGCCACUGGUUUUCUCUUGAAUUAUUGCU
Molecule: messenger RNA, 3539 nt
Organism: Mobula hypostoma (lesser devil ray)
Lineage: Eukaryota; Metazoa; Chordata; Chondrichthyes; Myliobatiformes; Myliobatidae
Gene: tatdn2
Product: TatD DNase domain containing 2
Exons: 7
Coding region: 868-3195 (775 amino acids)
Molecular function (GO): hydrolase activity, acting on ester bonds
Source: RefSeq, a predicted model, not a curated record